AUGGCCUACGUUUCGUGCCGUCGACUUAUCACGAUUCGCCUCACCGAUCCUAGAGCUACAGAAGAGCAAGGUGAUCCAUACGGGAACUACGAGGAGGUGGUUGGCUCUACCGACUUUGUCGAUUUUAAUCUCUGGCAUGACAAGCCAAAUCCAUGCGAUCAGGGAAUCUGGAAGGUCUCUAUUGACCAAAAACCCCGCCGUAACCCUCUAAUGCAGGUAUCUCGCGAGUGCAGACAACUUGCAAAGCAUCAACUCCGACUUCCCCUACGUCCGAACCCCGUAUCAGAUAUGCCCCAACCUACACUGUGGCUGGACCCGGAGAACGACCACAUAUUCAUAGCACAAUUCGAUGUGCCGGCCCUGACCCUUAUCUCCUUCAUUAAUCAUAUGAGACUCUCUGAUCCCUGUGGGGCAGGGAUAUUGCACAUCGCAUUUGAUAGUCGAUGCAGGGACAGCCUACGCGGGCUUGAGGCGUUGUCCCGAGAAGCUACUCUUGCCCAAAACACGUUGAAGACCUUCCGAAAAGCAAUUUUUGGGCUCAAGUCUGUCUGGUUCAUUCACCUGCUCGGCAGUGACUCGAGGAUAAUGACAGGGGCACUGUCUGGGACGAGGAACAGAGCAAUGGGCCUCAACCGAAGUAUUCCCAUCUUCCCACACGCGGUUGAAUUUGAUUUACUCACUUCUGACCCGCGACCAAUCCAAGCCAGUCUUGGGGGCCAGACAGUGUGGAAUGAUCCGAAGAAGCCAGUUGAGGCAUGGCUGAGGAUGGAAAGGGUGCUGGGGCUUGACCGGCACAAGGUGGGAGGAAGCGCGUCCGUAUCAUUUACGGGACCCAUCAGUACUAUUUCACACAUUCUCGCCAUGUCUGGAAGAAAAGGAGUCAUCAGCGACGCAUAUUGCGAUGUAAAGUGUUCUCAAACUAUGGACUUGGCUCUCAGAAUCGAACAGGAAAGAAUCGACGAAAUGGCUGACGGGUGCGAGUAUUUGAAGGAAAUAAGAGAAAUGGAGCCCGUGGAGAGCAAGAAGAGCCUCUUAUCGGCAGCAGGUUUUUGGAUCUUCCCUGAGGGUACGUUUGACACUCUGUUUGAGACUCCACGCUACGCGGGCAAGGCAUAUCAAGACUUAACAGGUCACCAGCCGGCUCUGGGAUUGUUCAAGUUACCUCCAUAA
This is a messenger RNA of Clonostachys solani, 1170 nucleotides long. NCBI's taxonomy places the organism in Eukaryota, Fungi, Ascomycota, Sordariomycetes, Hypocreales, Bionectriaceae. The record is from the annotation of a GenBank genome assembly.